CCUCAGACUGUUCUUAAAUUCAAACCCUUGUUCAGUUUUUCUGAAUCAUAAUUCUUUCACAGGCUUUAGAAAAACCUACUAAGGUUUUCCUGAAAGAGCGGAGGCUUGUGAGGUUGCACGGGGAUCAGAAGUCCCGCCCAGAGGUUACUGUGGUAAUAUAGCUUGGAAACAGCUGUGUGUUCUUCCUGCAAAAAACUCCCUCCAUCUCCUAGUUACAGGGAAGUUGUCUGACUGCCCCACCUCCAGCAGUCUGGUAAACUCUCCCGUAUCCUAUCCAUGCCUGUGGAGCUGCUGCAUUUAUUUCAGUGCUGCCUCUUGAAUCCACACUCUACAAUGGCUCACCAUGCUUGACUUCCUAUCCACAGAACAGCAGAGCAGCACUAGAAUGCAGCCCCCGAUUGUUUCUGCUAGUGACUGUUCUCUUUUCCUCUGCUCCUUUAAGAAAAGCAAGGCAGCCAUCAGGCUGAAAGAGGAUAUGAAGAAAGUGGUCUCGCGGCCUGCUAGAGGGCAGCCCCCCAUACAGUGCAAGAAAGUGUUUGGUGUGCAACUUAAGGAUCUCCACGUGAAUGGAUUAGUGACUGAAGGCAUCCCAACUUUGGUGUGGAACAUAGUGGAGUACUUACGCACCAUAGGAAUGGACCAAGAAGGACUUUUUAGAGUUAAUGGAAAUGUCAAAAUGGUUGAACAGCUGAAGCUUAAGUAUGAAAGUGGAGAGCAGCCAAUACUGGGAGAAGAAAUGGAUGUCCAUUCUGCCGCCAGUCUCCUUAAGCUUUUCCUCAGAGAGAUGCCGGAUGGCGUGAUCACCACUGCAUUACUUCCCAAGUUUAUUGAGGGUUACCAAAGCCGUGGAAGUGACACACAGAGGGAGAGCAGUUUAAAGGACCUACUGAAGCAACUGCCUGACUCACAUUACAGUCUAUUAAAAUAUCUAUGCCAUUUUCUGACCCAGGUGGUUGAGCAUUGUGGGGAGAACCGAAUGAAUGUUCAUAAUCUAGCAACUGUGUUUGGACCUAGCUGCUUCCAUGUCUCCCCAGGGCCAGAAUGUAUGAUGCAGCAGAACAUAUGUAACAAGAUCAUGGAAAGGCUGCUAGAAGAUUAUACUAAAUUCUUUGAAUGUGAGGCCAUAAAAAAAGCUCAGCUACCAGAAGAAACGGCAAGAAUUAUUACAGUAAAAGAAUAUAAUCCAGACCAACAUUUUCACCCUCUGUGUAUUGAAGAAAAAGAAACUCUUUCUCGUUCCCCACAUAUAAAGAAAUAUACUGUGGAUCAGACUAACUCUCCAGAGUGUCUGGAGACAAGAGAGGUUCCUUAUCAUUCUCCACAGGCAAAGGAAAAUACUAUGAAUGCAGUAGUUGAACCAACAUACAGAGGAUUCGAUAAGCCUAAAGUAGCUUCUCCAAGAAGAAAGAGAGAUGCUUUGGAUGCAGUAGUGAAGGAAGCAAAGAAUGGUGGAUUUGAAAAACAUAAACUUUCUCCAAGAAGAAAGGAUGAUGUAUUCGGCAAUGAAAUAAAGAAUGGGGAAAUAGAUAUGCCUAAUACCACCCCAAGAACUGAGGAAUUAGUUCUGUUUGGAAUAGCCAAGGAGACAAAGAAUGAGGCAGUGACUAAGCCCAAAGUUUCUCCAAGAACUAAGGAAGAUAUUCAAAAUGAAAUGCCCAAGGAAGCAAAAAAUGGGGAAUUUGAUAAGCCUACAAUUUCUCCAAGAACUAAGAAAUUUGUUGUGGAUGAAAUAGCCAAGGAAACAAAGAAUUGGGGAUUUGAUAAGCCUACUGCUCCUGGAACUAAGGAAGAUGUUCUGGUUGUAAAAGACAAGGAAACCAGAAAUGGGUCACUCAGUAAGCCUAAAACUUCUCCUAGAAGACAGGAGAUUGUUGCAGUUUCACCAGUCAGACCAACAACUUAUGAAGAGAAUGAAGCAACUGGUUCCUCCCCAAGGACAAAGCUUUACAAGCCUAAGACCAAGACCUUGAUUCAAGAAUUCUCUGUGCUUACACCUAAAACAUCAGAUGGCACACCUCAACCCAGCCUUCAUGUGAAACCUCGAAUCGACUUCUCUGAGGACAUGGACCUGUUAGAUAGCCUUUGUUUUGUAAACAGCAGUACAGACUCUCUUCACAGUUCUCAAGAUGAUGAACGUCCCAUGUCACCCUUUUACGUGAGUGGUCACGUGGCUCAAGUCAACGUUCCUGCUGACCGAGAACUUCUGGAGAGGACUAUUAGAACAGCAGUGGAACAGCAUCUAUUUGAUGUUCUUGGUGGAGGAACCCAAAGUUCUGAGGAAUCUGAGUCUGGUACAUCAUCGCCAUCUACCAGCUCGUCUGCCAGGCAGAGGAGGAGACAUUUGAAAGAACAAGAUGAGAUCCGGAAAAAACCCAGAGACAUGGAAAUAAUUAACAAGGAAAACAUCCCCUCAGGUUGUGGAAGCUUUGAUGCUUGUGGCCUUGCACAAGAAGCAGAGAAACUCCAGGAAACCUGUUCUGGGUACACUGAGGAAAGGAGCAAGCCAAAGAGGCAGAAAUCAAGCAGCAAGCUUUCUGAGCUCAAUGAAAAUCAAGAUAGCCCACUGAGCGCAGAAAACUUUGUUACAUCAAGAAGUGUAGACAUACAAGAGCUUACUGGCAUGGAAGUACUGGCAGAAGCAAGUAGCAAAGAAAUGGACAGUGAUCAAGAAUAUUCAAGGAUAUCCCCGCCAGCAAAAAUGAAAAUUCAGGAACAAAAGAAUAAUUCUGAAUCAAGACCACAAAGAAGGCUAGAGGCUGAAGAGAGCUUUGUUCCCGAGGUGCCUCGGCUGGAUCUCACUUCACUGUGUGAUGACAAUAACUGGGAAGAACCAGUUCCAGCCUUGACUUCAUGGGAGCAGGACGGAAGAGACUCCGAUGAGGCCCGGUUGUCUCCUCAGGCAGGGCGCCUUAUUCGCCAGCUUCUUGAAGCUGACAGUGACCCUAUGUUGUCUCCUCGUUUUUAUGCCUAUGGCCACAGUCAACAAUAUCUUGACGACCCUGAAGUGCCUCCUUCACCACCAAAUGCACAUUCUUUUAUGAGCAGGAGGCGCAGCUCUUCACUGGGUUCACAUGAAGAGGAUAGAGAUGAGGACCUUACACCAGCUCAACUCACCCGCAAAAUUCAGAGCCUCAAAAAGAAAAUCCGCAAGUUUGAAGAUAAAUUUGAGGAAGACCGAAAAUACAGACCAUCGCAUCGGGACAAAGCUACAAACCCUGAAGUAUUAAAAUGGAUGAAUGAACUGGCAAAGUUCCGGAAGCAGCUGAAAGAGACUAAAAUCAAGCUUUCAGAAGAUGACCUUGUUCCUCAGAUGCGCCAGAGAAGCAAUACACUACCAAAAAGUUUUGGCUCUCAGCUUGACAGAGAGGAGGAAAAGAAACCAGAGACGGUGGAAAAGCCUGCCAAGCCCUCGAUGGAAGCAACAAUGGAGGCAAUCCAAAAAAAGCUUCAGGAAAAAAGGAAUGAAGUCAACCGGCCUGAGGACAUAAAGGAUAUGACUAGAGAUCAGAUUGCAGCGGAGAAAGUGUCUCUUCAGAAAGCUUUACUUUAUUAUGAAAGCAUUCACGGCAGGCCGGUAACCAAGAAUGAGAGACAAGUAAUGAAACCAUUGUAUGACAGAUACAGACUGUUUAAGCAGAUUCUCAGUCGGGCAAACACUAUCCCAGUCAUUGGAUCACCCUCAAGCAAGCGGAGAAGCCCUUUGCUGCAACCAAUUAUCGAGGGUGAAACUGCAUCCUUCUUCAAGGAGGAAGAAGAGGAAGGAUCUGAAGAUGACACUAAUGGCAACACAGAUUUCACAGUUACAAUGAAGCCUGGAUUCAGUGUGAGAACAUUUUUGGAGCAGCUAGAUGAUGAUGCAGAUGGCUUCGUGUCACCAGUGGAUGACAAUAUUCCUUCCAAAAGCAGCCAAGAUCUUGGACUCGGCAACCUUCAUUCCGCAUCAAUCCCAGAGCUUUUAGAGCAGCUACAGGAAGCAAGGGAAGAAAAAAAGAGGAUCAGAAAAGUGCUGAGAGAUUUUGAAGAUAAUUUUCUGAAGCAAAAUGGAAGAAAUGUACAAAAAGAAGACCGGAACCCCAUGGCUGAAGACUACAUCGAGUACAAGCAUGUUAAAGCCAAAAUUCGUUUGUUGGAAGUCCUAAUAAACAAAAGGGGUGUUUCCCAGACCAUGUGAUUACUGAGUACACUUUCCAGAAUGCAAGCAGUGCACAUCCCAAGGCUGCACUACAUUGUGUCUAGCAGGUCGCUUUGAGUUCUAGGCAGAGUACCAUGCGUCUCUGUUGAACACCAAACCCUGCUUCACUAUAAGGGAGCACCCUUCUCCUGAUUAAGGAUGGCUGUGACUGUGUGUCUUAUUGACCCCUAUGUCUUGCUAUGUGAAUUGACUGCUUUUACAAUCCUCUACUCACCAUGAAUGUGCAGUUCUUGGAAUCAUAACUGCCUCUUGAACUGGCUUCCACUUGAUUAUGUGUGGGUAAGAAAUUAAUGGUCCAUAAAGCACUUGACUGCUCUUAGCAAAAAAAGAGGGACCAAUUUUGUAUAACAAAGCCAUUUCAGCUGCUUUACUACAUGAUCCAGAGCAAAUGUACAUGAAAACUACAAUCUGCGCACAGAGAAUAUAUGUUCUACGGAUGAUACUAAGCAUUAUGUUUGUCGUUUUAAGGACUACUGCAGUAGUUUUGUUUGUACUGCUUGGAUACAAGCCACUACUUGUCACAGCUCAGCCACUGUUGGGACUGGCAUUCUGCUGGGUGAUAUUUCUCUAAUCUGUUAUGAUAUCAUGUUGCACUGAUGGACAGCAGGGGCUAAACCGUGAUCUUCUCCAUUAUAAUACAAAGAACUGAAAUGUGGGCUGCUAAAUUUGGCACACAUAUCACAAUGUACUGUCCCAUUUAACACUACCUGGACCCCAGGCAUGGGAAUGCCCACAUUAUCCAACUGGAAUUCUUGGCCUUCUGUGUUAAGUGAGGAAGACUGUCCUUUUUAACCUCCUCAAAGUCUGGCCUUUUUUACAGCAAAAUUGUGUUUGGUGGCCUCCCUGAGGAUCAUAUCUGUAAGGAGUAUAUUAUGGAGCUACAUAUCGGCAUUUUAAUCAGCCGCUGGACUUAGCACCAAUGGCAUCUGAUGGACCAUUUUUAAAAAAACAAAGUGAUCUUUCUAGAUCUAAUUAACCCUUUAAUCAGAUAAUAGAUUAUGAUUCUGUUAAUAUAGGCCUUGGGGUUACAGGCGUGCAAAAUUCCCCCCUCCCCUUUCCCUUUUUGCAGCAUGCACUUUCUUUUUUAUAAUAUGUGAUGCAUUCUAUAGAUAUAUAUAGAUAUAGAUUCCCACCUCUCGUGAUCCUUGAACACAGCCUGUGGUGGAUCUUUUGCUUUUCAUACAAAUCCCUGUACCUCUUUUUAACCACUGUUAGAUAAUGUGGACAUUUGGCUUUUGACGCUGCCCUGCAGUGCAGAGACAGGGUGUGGUCAUUGUUCCACUCGUGUAGCGGCUACUGGAAUCUAUAAAAUGGCUUUAUAAUAAAUGGUACUUUGAUAAUUCUAAUUUCUGCUAUACGUGGUACAUCCAUAUACAAUGCUGUUUGUGUUGUCCAUAUUUUCAAGGUACUGCUUCUCAGUAAAGACACCAAUGCAACCCUUAUCGUCUGCCCUUUAUCCAGAUGUAUUUAGCUAUUCUUUUCAAGCCAUUACAAUAGUUAUAUAUAAAGUGAAGUUUUCCACAUUAAGCAUCCCUUACUGCAGCAUACUUAAAUAUAAUCUAACUAUUAAAUAAUAAGUAAAUAUUACAUGCUUGAAACAUUGUUGGAAGUAGUUUUUGCAUUUUCUGUUAGAGCAUUAAAAUCUGGUCUUGUUUUGUUUUUUAUUUUUUUCUAAUAUUUACUUUUCCCGUAGGGCUUUUGUAUAAUUUGCUAUGUACAGCAGCCCAGUGCAGCUAAAUGAUCGGCUCCCAGUACUCGCAUGGUAUUUUAGGGUUAGUCCUCCUUACCUGUAUUGGUAACCCUGGGGCAUGGGCAUAACGGGAGCCAGAGACUAAGGGAAUUACAGAAUUAUUUACUAGGAACAUGAAGGGUAUUCUAGUAAAGAUGGGGCUGCAAAAGAACAAUAACUAUGAUUUUUUUCUUGAGGUUCUCUUUUAAAGGAACUGCCGUUUUAAGUCACCAAGGAGUUUCAUGACCAUUUAAAAGCACAAGGCCAAAGGCCUUCUGCAUAAUCCAUAGAAUAACAAAACAUGGUUACAUUUAGAUAUUAUAGUAUAUGGCAUUGCUGCAUGUCACAGCUUUCUGGAUAAUGAAUGUCUAUAUAAUAGAUCCAAUACCUGUACUAAACUGUUACCCUUAAAUGUUUAUCAAAUCAAGCUGUGUUUGGAAGACAUUUCUUUAUAUUGUGCUCUCUCCAAUGUGCAUAAUUAGGAUGACUGGGAGCAAACUAUGGUGGGGACCAGUCACCCCCAAAAGUGCUCCAUCACAUGACUAAAGGCAGGAACAUCAUUUGUUGUUGGUACUUCUCACAAUAAACUGUGGGACAGACAGAUACAUAAUUCACACAUAACACAGAAUUCAGGCUUCUGCUCAAAGCUUUUUACAAACUGCACACUCAUUGUUUUUUGCUUUAGAAGGGUAUUAGGAGAAUCAUUUAAAAAAUGCAAAUAUUUUACAUUGUUGUAGUGGCUGAAAACCAACUUGCGUUUCUAAAAUGACUCGCAUGAUAUUGGCUGCAUUUAUAUCCCCCCCCCCCCCCUCUUGUUCAGGCUUUAUAGAGACUUUCCUAAAUCUGGAGAGAGAAUGACCUAAUGAAUUCUAAACUUACAGCAGCUUUGAACUGUCAGGAUAGUCUGAUUAUCAGUAAAAGAUGACAUUCGGAAAUUCCUUAUAAUGGCUAAUUAUAUUCAUUUGGAAUAAUCCAGUUACCAUGUUUGAUAGAUUCUUUAGUUUUGUGGUUGUUGUUUUCCGAGGCUUGUAAGGAAAUCUGUACAAUAAGACAUUUCUGAAGGAUAGAAAAAUAGUUCUAGAGACGUUGGCUUUUUUGCAUUGUUUACCUCUGUUUUGUUUCCAAAUGAAAUAUUAUAUAUUAUAUUCCCUAUUUAAAAUGGCAAAUCUUUCCUGUAUUCAGCAUUAUUUAUGAUCAUUGGCAAAUCAGUUUGAUGCUCACAAAUUGCGAAUUGCCCACAUUGUGAAUUGUCUAAAAAUCUGCAAAGAAUCAUCUCUGCGAGCCAUUAUUUCUAUUUAUGAUUGUGUUUAAUCAGAACUUUCUUUGAAACCCAACAGUUUAUACAUCCAUCUCUUCUUGCAGAAGGGUUAAAGGAUUAUCAGUUUACUUGUUGUUAUGGUGCUGGUUUAGGAUGCCAGAUUUGGGGGCCACUUUUCCAAAACUUACACUAAAUGAUUUAGGAAUUUUGGCCCAAAUAAGUCAGUUUCCUAGACAUACCAUGAUCAUGUGGGUUUGGCUCCUAUAUGUGGCGCUAUUUGAUAUCAUUUUUUUCACCUUGACCAAUUUUGGAUGGAUGUGAGUGUUACAUAAAAUGUACAAUGUAUCUAAAAACAUUUUUGUUUUUCUUUAAAUAAUGUAUAAUUUAAAAUGGGUUCAACUGACCAUGAAUGAUACCUAAGAUGGCAAAUGUACCAAACAUAGGUUUAUAUGCAAGUCGAUUUUAAGCGUUUUAUAUGGUAUUUUCCCAUCAGUUCUCACUGGAGACCAAGGGUUGAAGGCUAAGAUGUCUCCCUUUGGCUGGCAUUGAAAUAAUUAUUUUUUUAAAUGUGCAGGCAGUGUUUUUAUAUAUUCAACACAUAGGCUGUUGACUUGAUUGGAAUCAUAGGAGCAGAAUAUUGUUUCUCAGCCUGAGCAAGUGUCAUAUUGACCCUAAGAUAUGGGAGGAUCUUUAGCUUACUAUUUACUCUGGGCAAGAAAUUUUUUUCAAAGAAAAACUUGAUGACACAAUUGGUUUAAUAACUCUCUUCCCUGUGCUGCCAAAUUGUACUUUUUAUUAUUUAUUAAAUACAUGCUUUUUGGAGAAGCCACUACUUUUAUAAAAUCAGUUCACCUGACCUAUCAAUAGAUAUUGUGAGUUUUGAGUGGAUUUGUGGCUAUACUUGCUUUUGAUUUAAAUCAAUUGGGCUUACAAAUAGAAAAA
Messenger RNA from Xenopus tropicalis (tropical clawed frog), 8121 nucleotides. It is a transcript of the gene fam13a, whose product is annotated as family with sequence similarity 13 member A. Bases 344 to 4171 code for a protein of 1275 amino acids. The record is from RefSeq and is a predicted model, not a curated record. The transcript is spliced from 32 exons. Gene Ontology annotation, biological process: signal transduction. Gene Ontology annotation, molecular function: GTPase activator activity. NCBI's taxonomy places the organism in Eukaryota, Metazoa, Chordata, Amphibia, Anura, Pipidae.